This is a messenger RNA of Laccaria bicolor S238N-H82, 1218 nucleotides long. RefSeq lists its product as uncharacterized. Gene Ontology annotation, molecular function: calcium:proton antiporter activity. NCBI's taxonomy places the organism in Eukaryota, Fungi, Basidiomycota, Agaricomycetes, Agaricales, Hydnangiaceae. Gene Ontology annotation, biological process: intracellular calcium ion homeostasis; calcium ion transmembrane transport. The record is from RefSeq and is a predicted model, not a curated record. The coding region runs from base 34 to 1218 and encodes 394 amino acids. The transcript has 19 exons. Gene Ontology annotation, cellular component: fungal-type vacuole membrane.
UUCAAGUUCUUUUCCAAUUCCUACCACUCCUUCAUGUCCACAGACGAGCAUUCGCCGCUUUUACCGCAUCACAAUGGCUUUGUCCCCUUUAGCCAAAGUGUCUUUUCCCUAGUCAAGGCUGAAGGCGAACCGACCUGGCUGGCAUCCCUCAACUACUUUAUUUUCGGAACUUAUCUCAAUGUUCUCUUAAUAUUCGUUCCAUUGAGCAUUAUCGCUCACCAUCUCAAUUGGGAUGCUGCUCUGCGUUUCUCGUUCAGCUUUCUAGCAAUCGUUCCUUUGGCCAAGUUGCUAGGCGAAGCCACGGAUCAAAUGUCCGCAAAACUUGGCCAAACGGUCGCCGGUUUGUUGAAUGCAUCUUUCGGGAACGCCGUUGAAAUCAUCGUCGGCAUUGCUGCUCUUAUGCAAGGCGAGCUGCGCAUCGUUCAGACUUCAAUGUUGGGUUCUAUACUAUCAAACAUUCUGCUCGUUUUGGGGUGUUCAUUUUUGGCUGCCGGUUACAAGCGCCCUGAGAGUGAAUUUCAAGUGACGGCAGCACAAGCUUCAAGUUCCUUAAUGACCCUGGCAUGCAUCACGCUUGUUAUUCCUGCUGCUUAUAAUAGCACACAAUCAGAAACAGCUUCUUCGGCGAGUGGUUUGCUGGUUAUUUCAAGAGGCACCGCAAUAGCGCUCCUCCUUGUAUACUGUGCUUAUUUGUACUUUCAAUUGAAGUCCCAUGCACAUCUGUAUGAAGCAACAAGCAAACAAGAACCAGAAGCGCAGAAAAUGAGUGUCAUCGCAGCCUCAAUAGCUCUGCUCUCGGUCACCGUCAUUACGGCCUUCUGUGCUGAUUAUCUGGUUGCCUCCAUCGAGGAAACUGCGGCGCGCUAUGCCAUACCGAAGGCGUUCAUUGGUCUGAUACUCCUUCCGAUUGUGGCCAACGCCGCUGAGCAUGUUACUUCGGUCUGGAUGGCGAUGAAGAACCAAAUGGAACUCACCAUCACGAUCUGUGUUGGCAGUUCCAUUCAAAUCGCGACUUUUGUUGUUCCUCUCUUGGUAAUCAUAGGAUGGAUCUCCGGACACGAAUUGACUCUUUUCUUCGCUAACUUCGAGACAAUCAUUCUUUUCGUCUCUGUCAUCCUAGUCAACACUUUGAUUCAGGAUGGAAAGUCCAACUACAUGGAAGGUCUUAUGCUGCUAUCCCUCUACUUUGUUAUUUCACUUGCAUUCUGGGUCUCUUAA